This is a messenger RNA of Perca fluviatilis (European perch), 2619 nucleotides long. It is a transcript of the gene arid3c, whose product is annotated as AT rich interactive domain 3C (BRIGHT-like). The transcript is spliced from 8 exons. Gene Ontology annotation, cellular component: nucleus. The coding region runs from base 214 to 1872 and encodes 552 amino acids. The record is from RefSeq and is a predicted model, not a curated record. Gene Ontology annotation, biological process: regulation of transcription by RNA polymerase II. NCBI's taxonomy places the organism in Eukaryota, Metazoa, Chordata, Actinopteri, Perciformes, Percidae. Gene Ontology annotation, molecular function: DNA binding.
UCUGCCUCCAGAGGUCAUUCUCACUACAGUUGCCACUUGUUGCCAAAGCAGCUCGGGGCUCCACCAUUCAACACCAAACUGAUUUCAAGUAUUUAUUCAGCCUAACUAUCGAGACCGACAUAUUUGGAUGCUGAAUGCGGAACGUGGCCAGGACUGAAGGAAGACUCGCGUGAUCCGGUAGAUAACAUUUCGGCGCAUCCGACGGAGAGAAGCAUGGUUGAUAACGCAAGUAUAGCAACUAAAUCUGCUUUGCAAGGCUCUUUCUCGCCCGCCAGUAGCAUUCCCAUCCCGGCUCCCUUCCCCGGCGUCCAGUCCCAGCAGCCCGCCAGCGGCGGCAUGAAGCUCGAAGCGGUCAUGGAGAACCUGCAGCGGCAACAGGCAGCGCGGCUGGCCCUGGAGGAGAAGCUCCGGCAGGCGGAGACAGAGAAAGACCUCCGCUCCAUGGCCCUGGAGGAGAAGCUCCGGCAGGCGGAGACAGAGAAAGACCUCCGCUCCAUGGUGGAGUCGCAGAUCCACCAACAAGCGCUGGCUUUCCGACACUACCAGGCGGCGAUGCGAGGCGCUCUGGCCGCCGGAGUUGCCAACUCGUCGCUCCCACACAUGGAGGUCCGCAGAGCCGCCGAGGACGGGACCUCCUCCAGACCGGGCAGCGACGGUAAGGACCGGGAAGAGGAGGGAGACGACAUGGAGGAGCAGGACAUCAUGGAUGAAGAGGAGGAGGAGGAGGGCGAAGAUGAUGUCGGGUUGAACCACUACCAGCACCGGGCAUCCUCGCUCCAGGGAGUCGGUCUGCCUCCUAAGAGCGGCCCGAUGCAUCUCAUGGCCAGAGUCCCGGCAGCCUAUGCCCCGGCCCGCCGCGCAGAGUCUCCCUUGGCCCCGCAGCCCCAGCACCACGACUGGACCUAUGAGGAGCAGUUCAAACAGCUGUAUGAAUUGGAUGAUGAUGAGAAGCGCAAAGAGUUUCUUGAUGACCUUUUUACUUUCAUGCAGAAACGAGGGACUCCAGUGAAUCGGAUUCCUAUCAUGGCCAAGCAGGUGUUGGAUCUCUACAUGCUCUACAAGCUCGUCACAGAAAAAGGCGGCUUAGUGGAAGUCAUCAAUAAGAAAAUAUGGCGUGAGAUCACCAAAGGCCUUAACCUCCCUACCUCCAUUACCAGUGCAGCUUUCACUCUCCGAACACAGUAUAUGAAGUACCUCUACCCGUAUGAAUGUGAAAAGCGGGGACUGAGCUCCCCCGGGGAGCUUCAGGCAGCUAUCGACAGCAACCGGCGGGAAGGCCGUCGGCAGAGCUACGGCUCGGCCAUCUUCAGCUACUCCCCCGUGGGCACCCCCACCCUCCUGUCCUCGCCAAAGAUGCACAUGUCCCACCUGUCUCUGCCCACGCACAACAGUGGCCACAUCUCCCACGUGCCUGUCAUCAAGAAAGAGGAAUCCAUGAUGGCCAGCUGCCUGCCCAGCCGGUUGGCCCUCCCCAUGUCACCCAGCGGCCAUCACGCAGCAGCCGUGGCCGCCCAGGCAGCCGCAGCCCAGGCCGUCCAGGCCGCGGCCCUGGAACAGCUCAGAGAGAAGCUGGAGAGUGGUGAACCACCAGAGAAGAAGAUGAUGAUGGUGGCAGAGGAGCAGCAGAGGAUGAUGCAACACGCCCUGCAGCAGAACCUGCUGGCCAUGGCCACGCAGCUGCCCCUCAACAUCAAACUCAACAACAGAGAUGAUAGACAAGAGACCGCAUUGAACCUGUCUACCAACGGCAUUAGCAGCAUCAACAUGUCAAUAGAAAUAAAUGGAGUUGUCUACACAGAAUUAUUCAGUUACCCAGAAGUUUUGAUCACCUGUUAUAUUUACGUACAUACAAAGUCAAACCAGUUUUAUUGAUUGUCAUAAUAAUCACAAACCUGCACAGCGUACGACAAAAAAAGAGAGAAGCCUCGGGAGGAGGAUGUCUCCUCCAGGACGGAAAGAAAUACAAUAGAUGACAUCAGUACAAAGUAGACAGUAGUAGCAGUAGUCAAACCAGACCAAAUGAUGAUGUUAUGUAAAUAAAGUACAUGACAUAUAAUAUUAACUAUAUAUUGUAACAAUGCUUCCCCUCAAUGCUAAACUUAACUAUACACACUCACUGACCUGCUGAACAUACUUGUAGUGGAAAGGCCUGCUCUGUUAAAACUGCAGUUACAAUAUUAGUAUUUAAACUAUUAUAUUUAAGCCAUUAAACAUAUUUUGAAUUAUUGCAUCUUUCAAAUGAUUCUGACAACAUACAUAUAUAUUUUUGAUAUUAUCACUGGAGGACAAUACAGCAGGGCGUUUUCUAAUCCUGCACAUAGUGACUUCAAAGAGCAAUUUAACACUAAAGCCACAUCAAGGCUUUGAGUUGUAAAUUCUAUGCACAGUCACCGUAUGAUAUUUCACACGCAGCCUGGUCCCAGCCAGUACUUUGCCUUUUCCCAGCGAAAGUCCAGUAAUUCUGCCGUCUAGAUCAGGGAUCUUCAACAAGGGGUCCUCAGAGUUACUGCAGGUGGGCCGCCAAAUUAUCGUUAGUUUUUUGAAAGUUUAGAAAAAAGACUAAAAUGUCAUAACAUGUAUCUAACAUAUUAUUAGCAAAUACAAAUGGGAAAAACCCAU